Neopelma chrysocephalum (saffron-crested tyrant-manakin) is the source of this 376-nucleotide messenger RNA. RefSeq names its product ATP-dependent 6-phosphofructokinase, muscle type-like. Gene Ontology annotation, molecular function: monosaccharide binding; fructose-6-phosphate binding; identical protein binding. Lineage: Eukaryota; Metazoa; Chordata; Aves; Passeriformes; Pipridae. The record is from RefSeq and is a predicted model, not a curated record. Gene Ontology annotation, biological process: fructose 1,6-bisphosphate metabolic process; fructose 6-phosphate metabolic process; canonical glycolysis. Gene Ontology annotation, cellular component: membrane; 6-phosphofructokinase complex. The transcript has 3 exons. The annotation marks the transcript as partial.
GGAUGAACGCGGCCGUGCGGGCAGUGGUGCGGGUGGGCAUCUACACCGGUGCCAAGGUCUUCUUCGUCUACGAGGGCUACCAGGGGCUGGUGGAUGGAGGGGAUCACAUCCAGGAGGCCACGUGGGAGAGCGUGUCCAUGAUGCUGCAGCUGGGUGGCACCGUCAUCGGCAGCGCGCGCUGCCAGGACUUCCGGACGCGCGAGGGGCGGCUGAAGGCGGCGCGGAACCUGGUGAAGCGCGGCAUCACCAACCUCUGCGUCAUCGGCGGCGACGGCAGCCUCACCGGGGCCGACACCUUCCGCGCUGAGUGGAGCGGCCUCCUGGCUGACCUGCUCAAGGCGGGUACGUGGGCACCCCCUGGCACCAUCCUUGGGGG